Molecule: messenger RNA, 366 nt
Organism: Miscanthus lutarioriparius
Lineage: Eukaryota; Viridiplantae; Streptophyta; Magnoliopsida; Poales; Poaceae
Source: the annotation of a GenBank genome assembly
AUGCUCGUGCCGUAUGCGCACCAGAACCUGACGUGGACGGAGCACGCGUUCAAUGAGCUGGUCGCCGCCGCGCGCGGUGUGGCGCGGGGCGCGGUCAGGCGGCUCAAGGCGCGGUGGCGCUGCUUACAGCGCCGCAGCGAGGUGACGAUGCAGGACCUCCCCAGCAUGAUCGCUGCCUGCUGCGUGCUGCACAACGUCUGCGAACGCGCCGGCGAGGAGCUCGACCCCGAUCUCAUGCAGUAUGAGCUCGAUGACGACGACGGUGACGUCGUCGCUCACGACACCGCGCCCCCCGCACCGGCAGUGCAGGCGGCGCGAGACAGGAUCGCGCACGGCCUCCUGCACGGCAGCCACGCUAGUAACUAG